Hypomesus transpacificus is the source of this 1733-nucleotide messenger RNA. Its product is annotated as zinc finger protein 658B-like. Gene Ontology annotation, biological process: regulation of transcription by RNA polymerase II. The record is from RefSeq and is a predicted model, not a curated record. Gene Ontology annotation, molecular function: DNA-binding transcription factor activity, RNA polymerase II-specific; RNA polymerase II transcription regulatory region sequence-specific DNA binding. Lineage: Eukaryota; Metazoa; Chordata; Actinopteri; Osmeriformes; Osmeridae. The coding region runs from base 99 to 1733 and encodes 544 amino acids. The transcript is spliced from 2 exons. Gene Ontology annotation, cellular component: nucleus.
ACCAGACUGAGUGAGGAUCAACCAGAGAGAAACAAGCUUCCAGAAACUGGAUACAGGAUCAAGAGAGACCAGAAAGUGAACAAAGAGAGAGCUGAGUUAUGGAGACACAUCACUGUGAUACAUGUUGGAAGAGCUUUUCCUCAUCCAGUAACCUCAAGAAGCACAUGAGGAUCCACACUGGAGAGAAGCCCUACAGCUGUGACCUCUGUGGUAAAACCUUUAGCCAUGCUAGCAGUUACACAAUUCAUAGCAGAAUCCACACAGGGGAGAAGCCCUACAGCUGUGACCUUUGUGGUAAAACCUUUAGCCGUGCUGACCAUUUCAGAGCUCAUCGCAGGAUCCACACUGGAGAGAAGCCCUACAGCUGUGACCUCUGUGGUAAAAGCUUUAGCCAUGCUAGCAGUUACACAAUUCAUAGCAGAAUCCACACAGGGGAGAAGCCCUACAGCUGUGACCUUUGUGGUAAAACCUUUAGCCGUGCUGACCAUUUCAGAGCUCAUCGCAGAAUCCACACAGGAGAGAAGCCAUACAGCUGUGACCUCUGUGGUAAAACCUUUGGCAAGAAAAGCAAUUUCACAGCUCACUGCAGGAUCCACACAGGAGAGAAGCCCUACAGCUGUGACCUCUGUGGUAAAACCUUUAUCCAGGCUGGCAGUUACACAAUUCAUAGCAGGAUCCACACUGGAGAGAAGCCCUACAGCUGUGACCUCUGUGGUAAAAGCUUUAGACAGACUGGGGAUUUGACAGCUCACCGCAGAAUCCACACAGGAGAGAAGCCCUACAGCUGUGACCUCUGUGGUAAAACCUUUAGCCAGGCUGGCAGUUUCACAAUUCAUAGCAGGAUCCACACUGGAGAGAAGCCCUACAGCUGUGACCUCUGUGGUAAAACUUUUAGACAUAGCUUUUCCUCAUCCAGUAACCUCAAGAAGCACAUGAGGAUCCACACUGGAGAGAAGCCCUACAGCUGUGACCUCUGUGGUAAAACCUUUAGCCAUGCUAGCAGUUACACAAUUCAUAGCAGAAUCCACACAGGGGAGAAGCCCUACAGCUGUGACCUUUGUGGUAAAACCUUUAGCCGUGCUGACCAUUUCAGAGCUCAUCGCAGGAUCCACACUGGAGAGAAGCCCUACAGCUGUGACCUCUGUGGUAAAAGCUUUAGCCAUGCUAGCAGUUACACAAUUCAUAGCAGAAUCCACACAGGGGAGAAGCCCUACAGCUGUGACCUUUGUGGUAAAACCUUUAGCCGUGCUGACCAUUUCAGAGCUCAUCGCAGAAUCCACACAGGAGAGAAGCCAUACAGCUGUGACCUCUGUGGUAAAACCUUUGGCAAGAAAAGCAAUUUCACAGCUCACUGCAGGAUCCACACAGGAGAGAAGCCCUACAGCUGUGACCUCUGUGGUAAAACCUUUAUCCAGGCUGGCAGUUACACAAUUCAUAGCAGGAUCCACACUGGAGAGAAGCCCUACAGCUGUGACCUCUGUGGUAAAAGCUUUAGACAGACUGGGGAUUUGACAGCUCACCGCAGAAUCCACACAGGAGAGAAGCCCUACAGCUGUGACCUCUGUGGUAAAACCUUUAGCCAGGCUGGCAGUUUCACAAUUCAUAGCAGGAUCCACACUGGAGAGAAGCCCUACAGCUGUGACCUCUGUGGUAAAACUUUUAGACAUGCUAACAGUUUCAGAGCUCAUAGUAAGAUCCACACUGCUAUUUAUGUCCAACAAAUGACAUAUUGA